Medioppia subpectinata is the source of this 1446-nucleotide messenger RNA. NCBI's taxonomy places the organism in Eukaryota, Metazoa, Arthropoda, Arachnida, Sarcoptiformes, Oppiidae. The record is from the annotation of a GenBank genome assembly.
CCGCCGAUCUGUAAGUCCGUACAGAGAGUGCACUACGGAGUGGCCAAACACGAAGAGGCGAGGAUUGAGUGCGAAGUGGACGCCGACCCGAGCGAACUCGUCUUCCACUGGGCUUUCAAUAACAGCGCCGACGAGAGUCUGGACGUCAUCUCAUUCGCCACCGAAGGCAAGAAGAGUGUCGCCACUUAUACACCGCGUGUGGACUUAGAUUACGGCCGACUCUACUGUUGGGCGCAGAACAGCGCCGGCAGACAACGCGAGCCCUGUGUCUUUUUCGUCAUCGAAGCCGGACCGCCCGAUCCGCCCGACAAUUGUUCGGUGACUAACAUAACCAUACAUUCGUUGACCAUUGAAUGCCUUCCCGGCUAUUCCGGAGGAUUGGAUCAGAUGUUUUAUCUGGAAGUGUUUAGCGCCAAUCCUAACCGUAUUUAUGUCAAUAUGAGUUCACCGGAGUAUCCCUUCUUCAUCGCCCACGGCUUACCCGCCGGAAGCGCUUUCCGACUGGUCUUGUAUUCAAUCAAUAAUAAAGGCAAGAGUCGGAGCAUCGCUAUGACCGGCAGUACACUAUUGGCAGCUCAAUGGCAAUCAGAUGAUUUGGAGCCGAUAGUGAUUAGUCCGCUGUUGGCUCUUCUCAUGGCUAUCGUCGGUGUCUUAAUACUAUUGGCAGUCAUUAUAAUAAUGAUAAUGAAAUUCAAAGCCGAAGACAAUAUAACGCAAAACGCCGAAAAGAUUGCCAUCAAUUCAAGCAAUCGCUCAAAUGAUAUUAAGGGAUCGAAAGCCUCUAAUCGUAAACUCUAUACAAUGGACGACAAUUGUCCCGAUAUUAUACUCUCUGAUAUCAUUCUCACCACAAAAGAGAACAACACAAUGGAUAGCAAUCACACAAAGACUACAUGUUUUAUAAGCGAUAAGACGUCGUCUCUCAUCGUUCCUCCGCCCGACUCUUUUCAUGACAAAUAUGACCCAAAUUUAUAUAACAAUCAACUCAUUAACACAACACUGACCACCACUACAGCCGAUAUGUCAUCUCCCAGUCCUUCCACAUCCACUCUGACCAACAGCACAGACCCCUUACGCCUUCUCUGUAACGUCAAACACAACCACACAAUCAAUACAAACAACCGGUUGACUUACGCCGAAAUAAUACUUCCAAACGAUAAUCACAUGGAUUGGGAGAAUCACAAGAGUAUUCUCGGUAUGAAUGAUAUCAACGAUUACAGACAUCGCUCACAAUCGCCGCACGUAUUGCUCGGCGCCAAAGGGAACCGAACCGUCGGAACCCUUUCCCGUCGAUCCGACCAGACAUCAGAUGAGGACAGCAUUAGUGUCGUCACCACUACUAACACACCCAUUAUGUCCAUGAAUGCCAAGAAUGACAACACAACUGUUGAGUCCAUACAUUGGGUUAUUAUGGAUAACGACGGCACGGAUUUUCCUACUCUUGUC